GUUCUACCAUGGCCGACCUUCAGAGGUUGAUAUCGAACUGCGGCAACGAGAUACGCAAGCUCGCGGACAUAGAAAAGCACCUUCAGGCCUUUAUGACUGACCUCAGAUCGAGCAUGACUCGCCUUGACACUUUCAUUCAGCGAGCAGACGACAAGCAGUGGUCUGACUUGGACAAGCUCAACGCGAAAAUCCAAGAAGAGUGCCAACACGCCGCCGUGCAGCUCUCUGCAGCGAUCGAAGUCUACCUUUCCAUGCAAGAUGACGUCACCGAAGAAGACGUUAGCGACAUGAUCACAGAGCUCAAUGCUCUGAAGACGCAACUCAACUCGUACCAACUCGACCAGCACGACUCGCUCAGAAUCCUGAUCGCCCACGCCACGCAAGUAGCGGACCAGCAAAGCCAGGCUGUUCAAGAGCGCAGCGUUGUCGUAUCGCAAGAGAUCGACACCGCGAACGCCGCCGUAUCCGCACUCCAGAAACAGUUGCACGAACUCCAAUCUCAGCAUUCGACCACUACACAACGCAUCAUCACCGAGAGCACGACCGGUGUGACAUCUUUCCUGUCCAGUUUUCGCUCAAAAUCCAAACCGAGGGACCCGGCUGCGGCCGCGCCGCUAGGUAGCCCGGACAAGAGCUACGGCCGCACGCAACAGGCGAUGGACGCUCAAGACAGGAUUUCGGGACACCUCACCGACAGCCGUGCGCUCGAGGAUCAAAUCCGAGCCGUGCAGGGACAACUCGCCGAAGCGCAACAACGCUACGACACGGCACAGAACGUCAUAAAAAUCAUGCAUCGCGCAGACUGGGAGUCUACGAGGAGCCGUAUGGGCGUGGUUAUCGACUACCUGAAGGAAGAGGACCAGCAGAUGAACGCCCUCCCCGAGCUUCGGAAGCAGUUGCUGAACGAGGUCAACGCCUACCUCGCCGCCUUCGAAGGCCUGAAGGCCUAUCCUGGUCCCGAGCGUCAGGAGGCGCUCAAGAAUAUGCAGCAGCGUGUGUCGGCGACAGCGCCUGCGUGGAAGCGUGUGGAGGGGCUUCUCACCGACGAAUAUGCUAAGGGGCGGAAGUAGGUUGAAAUAUAUAUCAUGUAUCGUUCGACGGCG
Trametes versicolor FP-101664 SS1 is the source of this 1103-nucleotide messenger RNA. RefSeq lists its product as uncharacterized. The transcript has 9 exons. NCBI's taxonomy places the organism in Eukaryota, Fungi, Basidiomycota, Agaricomycetes, Polyporales, Polyporaceae. The record is from RefSeq and is a predicted model, not a curated record. Bases 9 to 1070 code for a protein of 353 amino acids.